Molecule: messenger RNA, 1105 nt
Organism: Suillus paluster
Lineage: Eukaryota; Fungi; Basidiomycota; Agaricomycetes; Boletales; Suillaceae
Exons: 11
Coding region: 55-996 (313 amino acids)
Source: RefSeq, a predicted model, not a curated record
UGAAGAGCGAAUUGCCAUGUGACGCCAGUCCCACCCCACUCAACACAAACUAUCAUGCCUUCUCAUCCGAUGGCUGCUUCAGGGAGACAAACCAGUGCAGAAGAACAUCAUCAGCGCACACUUGCCCGCAUUGGACAAAUUCAAUCACACCUCUCCAGCUCUCCGCGUGGACAGCGACUCAAGGGUAAAACAUGCAUUAUUACCGGCGUUGGCUCAUUGCAUGGCAUAGGCCGUGCUUCUGCACUCUUUUUCGCACAUGAAGGAGCGACUCAUCUAUACUUGCUCGAUUUCUCACCAGAGAAUUUGCCUGGUCUCAAGUCGACAAUUGGGAAUUCAUAUCCAGACGUGAAGGUAACCAUAAUCGAAGCUGACGCAGCAAAUGAGACUGCCAUAGCAGAUGUCUGCGAACGAGCGUUACAAGAUGAAGGACGAUUAGAUGUAUUCUUUGCCAACGCUGGUUUCGCAAGUAACAAGGCGCUUCCCGAUAUGACCGCAGAAGGUUUCAUGGAAAGCAUGCGAGUCAAUGCAUUGUCGUGCUUCCUUGCCGUCAAGUACGGUUCCGACGCGAUGAUGAAGACUAAUUCGUCGAGAGGGAAGGAUCUCAGUGGAGGAAGCAUCAUCUUGACUGCAUCUGUGGCUGGGCUGCGGUCCGGGGCGGGGACCAUAGACUAUAGCGCGAGCAAAGCAGCUGUGAACUCGAUCGCGAAGACGAGCGUGUAUCAACUUCAGAAGACUGACAUUCGCGUAAACGCAAUCUGCCCAGGCCUGAUCGAGACCAAUAUGACCAAGGACGUAUUCGACUUUGCUCGCCAACGAGGCAGCGGGAGUAAGAUUGGCCAAUUGAACCCAAUGGGUCGGUUUGGCGUCGCCCAAGAAAUCGCUCAAAUGGCUUUGUUUUUGGCUUCGGAUGAAUCGAGUUAUGUCAAUGGACAGAAUAUUGCAGUUGAUGGAGGGCUUUCGUCAUCGCACCCUGUAGUCCCAGGACGGUGGGCCUGAUGCCGCCAGACUAUCUCAGACCGCAUCUUCUCCCGUGUUUUUGUCACAUUGUUGGUUUUGUACUUAAUACUGAUUGAAUCAACAUGGGACUUAAUGACGUUUUGGGGCC